Messenger RNA from Eimeria acervulina, 2085 nucleotides. RefSeq lists its product as hypothetical. The transcript has a single exon. Bases 1 to 2085 code for a protein of 694 amino acids. The record is from RefSeq and is a predicted model, not a curated record. Lineage: Eukaryota; Apicomplexa; Conoidasida; Eucoccidiorida; Eimeriidae.
AUGGGAGGCGUAGGAGGAGUAAGGCGCCUACGUAGGUGUUCUUCUGCUGCAAUGCGUAUUGGAGAGGUGUUGGUGUUAUGCUGCUGUUUCUUGCUGCUGAAGCUGCAUGCAGCAGCAGCAGUAGAAUCUGCAGCUGCAGGGCCCCAGCAAGUUGUAGAGAUCGAUGCGGUGGGUCCGAGGGGGGCGGGAGAUGAGAAGAAGCCAAGCUUUGCACCGGGCACUGGAGACGCCCAGCAUGGUGCGAAUGCAGACGAGCAGCUAGCGCACGAUCCUGUUCGGAGUUUAUUGGGGUCUCCUAGCAGCCAAAGAGGAAGCGGAGAGAAGUAUGGGAAGCUGCUGUCAAAGGUGCAUGACUUUGCGCAUUUGCCUGAGGGGCAUCCAGCUCGUUUGCAUGCAGAUUCUCGUUCGGCUCGUAAGCGCAGCAUCCAUUUGGUGUUAAUGGGUUUCAUCCUAGCUAUUAUUUAUUUCCUUUCCUACUUCUAUCAGAGCUACGGAGCAGGCCUCAGGACCCACCUCGAUAGACACAGUAUGGCUCUGGGGCGCCUAGGUAGUGCCUCAAGCGCAAUGUUGUGGGUUGUAGCUUGGCGCUUAUGGCUGGGGUUGGUAGUUGGGGGCUUGGUUUCUUUAGCUUUAAGUGUUUAUCAGCUGAAUUUGGCGAUUAAUAAGAAGAAGAACCCCAUACCUAAGUGGGUCUUCGACGCCUGGACUCUUCUCAUAGGGGUUCCGUUGUUAAUAGUGCUGCUUUUAACGGGUUCAGUCGUGAAACAAGCAACAGUAGAAAGUGGUGCUGCAUUUGCCCCUAAUGUUGGCUUUAUUGGUACAGUCUUGGCCCAUUCACAGGCGGCUUCACGUUACUUCUUCUUGGAUGCUAUUCAGCAAGUGCCCUUCGGCUUGGUGGUGAUAGGCUUGAUAUAUCUGUUUGGGUUAUUAAUAAAACGCUUAAAGGGGGUGCAGGCAUCACAAGGUAAGAAACCUUUACGUUUGAAGAGAAGCGGCUCGCUUGCUUUAGACGAUGAGAGCUCCCGCACGAACACUGUAACCAGUUUUGGAUAUAUGGCCGAAGGCGAUGUACAAGAGGAAGCAGACAGCAGACGCCACGGCUCCUAUGGUACGAAGAAAAGAAGCAAACGAGAUAAGACAAGAACGUCGAGGAGACUCAAUGGGCCUCAUGCAGAUGUUGAACCCCACAAUGAAGGAGAUGAUCCAGUAACACCCCAGAGCAGUGUACGUACUCGCAGAGCAGAUCGGCAAACAACUAGAGAGAGACGCAGGUCUCGCAGAGCUGCAGAAGGCACUUUGGAUGCGCGACAUGUUAAAGACUUAGCAGCGAGAAUGGAGGCAGCCGUAGCGGCAGAGAACAAAGCAGGAAACGAGCAAGACGAAGCCCAGACCGCUCCGGUGCAAGUAGAUCGAGGCACCCAAACAGAUGAUGUUGAUUUGGCUGCUCCUGUUGAGAAGACGAACUGGGGACAAGGAAUGGCAGACUCGCCCGUGGACAGUGGCCAGGAGAACGUGAAGGAUAAACAAACAGCACCAAAGGGCGAAAAGGCAGAAGGGAAGGCAGAAGGUACUGAAGGAAAGGCAGCAGGUACUGAAGGAAAGGCAGCAGGUACUGAAGGACAGGCAGCACCGGCUGGAGGAAAAGCACCAGCUGCUGAAGGAAAGGCAGCAACUGUUGCAGGGAAGGCAGCACCAGCAGGUGAAGGAAGGGCAGCCCCUGCUGAAGGAAGGCCAGCACCUCCUGAGCGAAAGGCAUCAUCUGGUGAGCGAAAGGUAUCACUUGUUGAAGGAAAGUCAACACCACCUGAACGAAAGGUAGCACCUGCUGAAGGAAAGCCAACACCACCUGAACGAAAGCCAGCACCACCUGAACGAAAGGCCCACCCUGUUGCCUUUGCUUUCCCCACGGGAGGAAGUAAAGCGCCUGCUGCUGUCGGUGUGCCUCCGAGACAAACGGGAACUGAGCAACGGGCUGAUGAGCGUGCGAAGCCAGCAGAGGAGGGGGGAGGUGUUGUGGGGGAAAGCUUCCCGAGACAGGGUAAGUGGGGAGGGAGUUCUUUCGGAGAUUUAAUGCAGAGGCGAUAA